AGGGAAUCUAAAUUGGAUUGUUGUUCUAAAUUCCAAUGGACAUGGGGUCCACCUCACAUAGUUAGUUGACACACGGUAAACUUCUAAGCAAAUCCGAGAAACGAAAGUUGGUCACGGCGUCCGAUGGUCCAGCAUAGCACAACCAAAAACCUCGAAUCGAUUUUGAGAAUAUAUCAAUAUCAAAAUCAAAAUCCAGUAUAUCAUUUGCACCCGAUCCAAGUUAGUCUUUCUUGAACAGGCCAGUUGAGGACCCCAGAGAGCUAAGUCAAAACGCAACCUGAAAAAGAGAGAGUGAGAGAGAGAGAGAGAGAGAGAAAAUGAUCUCAGACGUAGCUGAAGACGAAGAGAAAUGGUUGGCCGCUGGGAUCGCCGGCCUCCAACAGAACGCUUUCUACAUGCAUCGCGCUCUGGACUCGAACAAUCUUCGAGAUGCCUUGAAAUACUCGGCACAGAUGCUCUCCGAGCUUCGGACUUCGAAGCUUUCCCCUCACAAAUACUACGAACUCUAUAUGCGUGCAUUCGAUGAAUUGAGGAAGUUGGAGAUGUUCUUCAAGGAAGAGGCUCGUCGUGGCUGCUCCAUUAUCGAUCUGUACGAGCUUGUUCAACACGCCGGUAACAUUUUGCCCAGAUUGUAUUUACUAUGUACAGUAGGAUCCGUAUACAUUAAAUCUAAGGAAGCUCCUGCUAAGGAUGUUCUUAAAGAUCUUGUCGAAAUGUGCCGCGGUAUUCAGCAUCCUCUACGUGGUCUCUUUCUAAGGAGUUACCUUUCUCAAGUCAGUAGGGAUAAAUUACCUGAUAUUGGUUCUGAGUAUGAAGGAGAUGCUGACACUGUUACAGAUGCUGUUGAGUUUGUACUCCAAAACUUCACAGAAAUGAACAAACUUUGGGUGCGGAUGCAACAUCAGGGACCUGCCCGAGAUAAGGAGAAACGGGAGAAAGAAAGGAGCGAGCUGCGUGAUCUUGUGGGGAAGAACCUGCAUGUCCUCAGUCAGAUCGAGGGUAUUGACCUUGAUAUGUACAAAGACGGUGUCCUUCCUAGAGUUCUGGAGCAGGUUGUCAAUUGUAAAGAUGAGCUUGCUCAAUUCUAUUUGAUGGAUUGCAUAAUUCAAGUCUUUCCUGAUGAGUAUCACUUGCAAACACUUGAUGUACUUUUGGGUGCUUGCCCUCUGCUUGAGCCAUCUGUUGACAUCAAGACAGUGCUAUCCCAGUUAAUGGAAAGGCUUUCCAAUUAUGCUGCUUCAAGUACAGAAGUGUUGCCUGAGUUCUUGCAAGUAGAAGCUUUUUCCAAAUUGAGCAAUGCCAUAGGGAAGGUGAUAGAAGCACAAGUUGACAUGCCUACUGUUGGAGUUGUAACUCUAUAUUCUUCUCUUCUUACGUUCACUCUUCAUGUCCACCCUGAUCGACUUGAUUAUGCGGAUCAAGUGUUGGGUUCAUGUGUCAAGAAGCUCUCUGGCAAAGGAAAGAUUACUGAUAGCAAAGCAACAAAACAGAUUGUUGCACUUUUAAGUGCUCCACUUGAGAAAUAUAAUGACAUUGUCACUGCCUUGAAGCUUUCAAAUUAUCCCCAUGUCAUGGAAUACCUGGACAACGAAACAAACAAAGUCAUGUCAACCGUUAUAAUUCAAAGCAUAAUGAAAAAUAAAACUUGUAUUUCUACUUCUGAUAAGGUUGAGGCAUUGUUUGAAUUAGUGAAGGGGCUUGUUAAGGAUUUAGAUGGGACUCUUCAUGACGAGAUUGAUGAGGAUGAUUUCAAGGAGGAGCAGAAUUCUGUUUCACGUCUUAUUCAGAUGCUUUACAAUGAAGAUCCUGUAGAAAUGUUCAAGGUCAUUUGUACUGUGAAGAAGCAUAUUUUGACUGGAGGACCAAAGCGUCUACCAUUUACUGUACCUCCUCUUGUUUUCUCUUGUCUUAAGUUGGUUAGGCAGUUACAAGGCCAAGAAGAAAAUCCUUUUGGAGAUGAGACAUCAACUACACCAAAGAAAAUUUUUCAACUUUUGAAUCAGACUAUUGAGGCUCUUUCAAUUGUUCCAGCACCUGAACUGUCGUUACAGUUAUAUCUGCAAUGUGCUGAGGCUGCAAAUGACUGUGAUUUAGAACCUGUUGCUUAUGAGUUUUUCACCCAAGCAUAUAUUCUGUAUGAAGAAGAAAUUUCAGAUUCCAAAGCACAGGUGACUGCAAUACAUUUAAUAAUAGGGACUCUUCAGAGGAUGCAUGUUUUCGGCGUUGAGAACAGGGAUACUUUAACACACAAGGCCACGGGGUAUUCUGCGAAGCUUUUAAAGAAACCUGAUCAGUGUAGAGCUGUUUACGCAUGCUCGCAUCUCUUCUGGGUUGAUGAUCAGGAGAAUAUGAAAGAUGGAGAGAGAGUUUUGCUUUGCCUAAAGCGUGCAUUAAGAAUUGCAAAUGCUGCUCAACAAAUGACCAAUGCAACACGAGGUAGCACUGGAUCAGUGACACUAUUUGUUGAGAUACUAAACAAGUACCUUUAUUUCUUUGAGAAAGGGAAUCCCCAGAUCACUAUUUCUACAAUCCAGGGCCUGAUUGAAUUAAUUACAACUGAAAUGCAAAGUGACUCCACCACACCAGAUCCAGCUGCAGAUGCUUUCUUUGCCAGCACACUACGGUACAUUCAGUUCCAGAAACAGAAAGGUGGUGCAGUGGGAGAGAAAUAUGAGCCCAUCAAGGUGUGACUAGCUGGAGGACUAGAUGCCAUGUCUAUCUUGUUGGAGCAGCAGACAAGUUUUAAUUGGUGCGUGGUUCAGAACUGCCAUUAACUUCCAUAUUUAACCAACAAAUCAGGUGUAUGUUACAUGCCUGAUGUUCAAGUUGCUUUGUGUUUCCUAGUCAGAUGCAAUGUUGAAUUUAGGUUAGCAUUCAUUUGUACUAGGCAUUCUGUAUGCUAAUUGUGCCACAUUGAGCACUUGGACCUUAUUAGUUCUAUUUAAAAAAUUUAUGUUGGUCAUGGAAUUCAUUCCCGAACACAAAUCCUGCAUAUCUUUUUGUUUUCCAUUUCUUUUUCUUUCUUUUUUUGUUGUUGUUUGGGGGUGGGGGGGAAGGAGAGCUUCUGUUGAUGUAAAAAAUAAACGCGACAUAUCUUUACAUUAAAUUUUGAGAUUUUCUACAAUUCUGUA
Molecule: messenger RNA, 3131 nt
Organism: Quercus lobata
Lineage: Eukaryota; Viridiplantae; Streptophyta; Magnoliopsida; Fagales; Fagaceae
Product: vacuolar protein sorting-associated protein 35A-like
Exons: 21
Coding region: 318-2690 (790 amino acids)
Biological process (GO): intracellular protein transport; retrograde transport, endosome to Golgi
Cellular component (GO): late endosome; retromer, cargo-selective complex; retromer complex
Source: RefSeq, a predicted model, not a curated record